Messenger RNA from Closterium sp. Yama58-4, 5580 nucleotides. The record is from the annotation of a GenBank genome assembly. NCBI's taxonomy places the organism in Eukaryota, Viridiplantae, Streptophyta, Zygnematophyceae, Desmidiales, Closteriaceae.
AUGGCUAGCCCUCCUGUGCUAGCUUUCGAUGCUGAGGGCCGCCCAGUGAAGUUUGACACCUGGCUAGAUGACCUGCACCUCUUCCUACAGCUCACUGCCAAGGAGGACAUUUCACUGUACGAUCACGCCCUAGGCCAUGCUACUGCCCCUCCUACCACUGCUGACAGCACUCAGCGCUCGCAGUGGCAGACUCGUGACGCCCACGCUCGCUUUGCUAUUCGCAACUCCCUGCCGCUAGAUGAGCGCGAGCACUUUGGCCAGCACAAGACUGCUAAGGACCUGUACACUGCUGUCGUUGCUCGCUACUCCUCACCUGCUUCUGCCGCACUAGGCCGCCUCUCUCUCCCCUACCUGUUCCCCGACCUGGCCUCCUUUCACACUGUCGCUGACCUCAUCACCCACCUCAAGACUAGUGAGGCCCGCUUCCGCGCUGCUAUGCCUGACGAGUUCCUGGCUAGCAACCCCCCACCGCUCUGGCUCACUCUCUACCACAUCGUCACCCGCCUCCCUGACUCUCUGCGCGCAGUCAGGGAUCACUUUCUAGCUCGCUGCCCCACUGAGCUCACCAUUGCCCUCCUCGAGAAGGAACUCCUUGCAGCUGAGGCGAGCAUCGUCGCUGUAGGUGCCUCUCGUGGCGAGCCCCGCACCCCUUUCUUUGAGGGGUGUUCCCCUUCCCCCCUUCUCCCCUCUGUCGCCUCUGCUUCUGCUGUCGACCUCCUUGGUGCUGAGAAGGUCGGGACCGCGUCUGCUCCGAGCGGGCGCCGCAGGAACAAAGGGGGCAAGGGUGGAGGUGGCGGCGGGGGAGGCGGGGGUGGAGGCGGUGGGAGUGGAGGUGCGACUGGAGAGACUAGUGGCGGCAGUGGGGGUAGUGACGGCAGCGGCGGAGGCGGUGGCAGGGGCGGGGGCGGCAGCGGGGGCGGAGGUGGUCGUGGCAGCGGCAGAGGAGGAGGUGGUCGAGGAGGUGGCGGCGGCAUUGGUGGUCGUGGAGGCGCUGGCGGUGGUCUGAGCCAGCAGCACACUCCGUCGCUCCAGGAGGCCCGUGAGUGGUAUUCCCAGCGCGCGGGGGAGUGUGGCUUUAGCUGCACGUACGUCAUCCGCACUGGUGACCGCACUGGUCAGACGUGUGGGAAGCCGCACCCCACGCACCGCUGUUUCUCGCGCCUUGACGACGCUUGGCGCGCUCAGUUCCCUGACGGCGCUGAGCUCCCCCGCUGGCUUGAGCUGGAGAGGAAGGGAGUUGAUAUCUGGGCUUUAGACUUUGAUGCUAUUCUCACUGCCAUGUAUGCGAUGUUUACUAGUGGAGAGGGUGCUCAGUACUUGCGUGUUCCGCCCGACCCGGGCAUUCUGACCAGUGAGGCUGCUGCUCUAGGUGCUAGUGAGUCUGCUGCCCCAGGUGCUAGUGAGGCUGCUGCUCUAGGUGCUCGUGAGUCCGUGCCCCCUGGUACUGAGUCGACUGCAGCACUGCACACCUUCACACUGGACUCAGGUGCUUCUCGCUGUUUCUUUCGUGACCGCACUGUCCUUGAGCCACUUGCUCGGCCAGUUGCUGUCUCCCUCGCUGACCCCUCUGGGGGCCCGGUCAUUGCGACCUCCUCCACUGUCCUUCCUUGUCCUGCGGUCCCGUCAGGCACACUGUCAGGUCUCCACCUCCCCUCGUUCUCUACGAACUUGGUGGCGGGUUGUGCGCUCCAGGACGGGGGUGUUCACCAGUUCACCCCUGCCUACGAGCGUGUGACACACUGCACGUGUGCUCGGACGGGCCGUCACCUGGCUACCUUCACUCGGCAGCCGGGGUCGGACCUAUACACACUGACCACUGAGUCCCCUCAGGUAGCUGCGUCGGCGUCUGCGUCAGGUCAGCUGUCGGCCCCCUGCUCGUGUCGCUCUCUGGCGCAUGAGACCGUCCUCUGGCACCACCGACUUGGUCACCCGUCUGUGCAGCGCCUUCGUGCCAUGCACAAACGGUCCCUCGUUUCUGGUCUUCCCAGGGUUCUCCCUCCCCUCCCACCCUCGCCUGCUCCUCCCUGUCUUCCCUGUGUCGAGGGGCGGCAGCGCGCUGCUCCUCACUCCUCCUCCUUUCCCCCGACGACUGCUCCCUUGCAGACGCUCCACAUGGACGUGUGGGGCCCAGCCCGCGUCCGUGGUCAGGGUCAGGAGAGGUACUUCCUGAUAGUUGUUGACGACUACUCGCGCUACACCACGGUCUUCCCCUUGCGCACCAAGGGUGAGUCGUUCACGCUUCCGGCCUCUCCACAGCAGAAUGGGGUUGCUGAGCGCCGCAUUGGCUUGGUCAUGGAGGUCGCUCGUACCUCCCUGAUCCAUGCGGCUGCUCCCCACUUUCUGUGGCCGUUUGCGGUCCGAUACGCCGCGCAUCAGCUCAACCUCUGGCCCCGUGUCUCCGUGCCGGAGACUUCUCCGACACUGCGUUGGAUGGGAGAGGUUGGCGAUGCGUCGCGUUUCCGGGUCUGGGGAUCCCGAGCUUUUGUUCGCGAUACGUCUGCGGGCAAGCUCGACUCUCGCGCUGUUCCUUGUGUCUUCCUUGGCUUUGUCCCGGACGCGCCUGGCUGGCAGUUUUACCACGUCACCUCGCGCCGGGUUCUGCCCUCUCAGGACGUCACUUUUGACGAGUCCGUCCCCUUCUACCGCCUCUUCCCCUACCGCACUACCCCGCUCCCCCCCCGCCUCUCUUCCUCGCGCCAGGUAGACCCGGUUGAGCCUGUCGAGGUAGCUGUCGACUCUCGUCCUGCUAGGGGUGCUGAGCCUGAGCGUGAGGAGCCUGGCGGUGCUGAGUCUGAGGGUGCGGAGCCUGGGGGUGCUGCGCCUGGGGGUACUGAGCCUGGGGGUACUGCGUCUGGGGGUGCUGAGCCUGGGGGUGCUGAGCCUGGGGGUGCGGAGUCUGGAGGUGCUGCGUCUGGGGGUGCUGAGCCUGGGGGUGCUGAGUCUGGAGGUGCUGAGCCUGGGAGUGCUACACCUGGAGGAGCCCUCUCCUCACAGCAGCUACAGGAGAGGCACCUCCAGUACUGCAGCCUCAGGAGAGGUGCUGCUGGAGCUGGUACCAGUACUUCCCCUCCUACCCGGGAGCUCCCCUCCCUUCAGCAGAUCCGAGAGUGGUACACGCGGCGCUGCAGUCUUCGGAGUGGCGCUCCUGGUGCUACGGUCCCUGGAGCUGGAGCUGUGACUGGUGCUGAGGACCCGGGCAUUGGAGCUGCUGCUGGUGCUGAGGACUCGGACGGUGGAGCUGCUGCUGGUGCUGAGGACCCGAGCGGUGGAGCUGCUGCUGGAGCUGAGGACCCGAGCGGUGGAGCUGCUGCUGGUGCUGAGGACCCGAGCGGUGGAGCUGCUGCUGGUGCUGAGGACCCGAGCGUUGGAGCUGCUGCUGGUGCUGCGGACCCUGGCGCUGGUGUCUCUGCUAGUUCUGGAGACGCUGCGCGGCCGCGACCGUACUUCGUACCGCUCCUUCAGCAGGUUCUUGGUCAGACUCCUCCUCCUUGUCCUUCUCCCUCCUUAGAUUGUCCUCCGCCCGUCCAGUCGCAGUCACGGUUACCGCCUGCCUCGCCUCUCCCUGGUCCCUCUCCUUACACUGGUCCCACAGGAGGUCUUACGGAGCGUCGUGAGCCUGAUUCUCGUCCUGCGUCGCCUGUUCGUACUGCUCGCACUGGUCGUCGUGUCCCACGUGAGCGUCCUCCUCCUGUCCCUGGCACUCACUACAUGACUCUGCGUCCUUCUACUGCUCCUCAGCGUGUCCCUCUGCCGUCUCCUCCUGCGUCCUCCCUACCUACUCUUCCUGACCCAGAGUCUGACUCCCGUCGUGCUGCCAGUCCCACUGUCACGCGUCUCCUAGCUACUGUUAUCACUGACCCUACCUUUGAGUCCUCUGCUGCAUCUGCUCUGGUCGCUGAGUUGGUUGACUUUGCUGCCCGGUGUCGUCUAGACUACGCUGCUAGCCUUGUUGCUGAGUCUGAGUCUGUCUGUCCUCCGUCCGUCGGGGGUGAGUGUGCUCUUGGCACGGACGUCCUUGAGGACAGACAGGAGGAGUUCCAGUGCUUUGCUGCUGCUUUGCCCCAUCUCGUGUCCAUGCUAGUUGCCCCUGAGGGAGACCCGGAUGCACCAGACAUCCCGACCCCGCGCUCUUACGCUGAGGCGAUGGCGGGUCCCUACUCCUCUCAGUGGCAGACAGCCAUGGACGCAGAGAUGGCUUCCUGGAAAUCCACAGGCACCUACGUCGACGAGGUUCCCCCACCUGGGGCGAACAUCGUCAGUGGCAUGUGGAUUUUCAGGGUGAAGUGGCCGCCGGGUUCUCCUCCUGUCUUCAAUGCGCGCUACGUUGCUCAAGGCUUCAGUCAGCGAGAGGGAGUAGACUUCUUCCAUACCUUCUCCCCCACCCCGAAGAUGACCACUCUUCGGGUUCUGCUGCACAUAGCUGCUCACCGCGACUACGAGCUUCACUCUCUUGACUUCAGCACAGCUUUCUUACAGGGCAGCCUGCACGAGGAGAUCUGGCUGCGCCGCCCUCCUGGCUUCACUGGGUCGUUUCCUUCUGGUACCCAGUGGAGGCUCCAGCGGCCGGUCUACGGUCUCCGCCAGGCGCCACGCGAGUGGCACGACACACUGAGGACGACACUUGCGGCUCUUGGGUUCGCUCCCUCCACUGCUGACCCGUCGCUGUUUCUACGCACCGACACCUUGCUGCCGCCGUUCUACAUCCUCGUGUACGUCGACGACCUGGUCUUUGCCACUGCUGACACUGCGGCACUUGCCCACUCACACAUGGUGCAGCAGAUUCUUCAGCGCUUCCGCUUCACGUACUCCUCGCCUCAGUCCACUCCCCUGCCUACCGGUCACUCGCUCUCAGCUCUACCUUCGGAUGAGUCCGUAGAGCCGAGUGGCCCGUAUCCAGAGCUUGUGGGCUGCCUCAUGUACCUGAUGACCUGCACUCGACCUGACCUUGCAUACCCUCUUAGCAUCCUUGCACACUAUGUCGCUCCUGGCCGUCACAGGAAGGAGCACAUGGAUGCCGCUAAGAGGGUGUUGCGCUACUUGUGCAGUACGUCGGGCAUGGGGCUAGUGCUUGGAGGGCGAGACCGAGUUGUACUUACUGGACACUCAGACGCUUCUUGGGCGGACGACCAGGCUACUCAGCGGUCGUCUCAGGGCUACACCUUCAGUCUUGGCUCUGGCUCAGUUUCUUGGCGUUCUACACGCUCUUCUUCUGUUCUCAGCUCCAGUUGUGAGGCUGAGAUCUACGCCACAGCCAUGGCGGCCCAGGAGCUACGCUGGCUGACCUACCUGCUGACCGACUUGGGAGAGCGGCCUCGUUCUCCUCCAGUGCUGUACGUCGACAACAAGGCUGCCAUUGCCUUGUGUGAGGAGCACAGACUGGAGCACAGAACGAAGCACAUCGCCCUGCGGUACUUCCUUGCUCGAGAGCUACAGCAGCGCGGUCAGCUUCGUCUGCGUUACGUGGCCACUGAGGCCAACACUGCUGAUGUGUUCACCAAGGCGCUUCAGCCUUGUGACCAUCAGCGUUUUUGUACUCUUCUAGGCCUUGUGCCUGCUGGACCUCACUUGCUUACUGCUUGA